UGUCCUAAUAUUUCAGACUUACUCGCAGUUAAUUAAUUAGUGUGCAUGUAUGAGUGAAGGUAGUUUGUGAACAUUUAAAAUUCUACUUUUCAGAGAAAACUAGCAUGUCUGCAACUUACUUAUAUGUCUGAACUGUUGCCUGUGUUUUCUUUUUUCUUUUUUUCAUUUUGCCAACCGAUCUGUGUAUGCUGGAAUUGAUGUGAAUCUCCACAGUAUACGGCUUUGCACUGGGCAGCCAAACAUGGGAAGCCAGAAGUUGUGAAAAUGAUUGCGGGAAGUAAAGCGCGAGUCAACUUUAACCAAAGAUCUAUGGUAAGUAAGGCAAAAGUUCUUUUCCUGAAACAAGUGUGAUCGGCCAAAAUUAGAGUUUCAAGGGGCAAGAAGACAAGUGCUGAUUCAAUUUUUAACUGUCAAUUUCUUCUACUUUAUUGUCAGCGUCUCAGACGAAUAUUUAUUAAAACUUGCAAAUGUGUGGAAGAUCAAGCUGCUCGGAUUGUUUGUAAGGGCACUGUGAUAAAUGAAGUGAUACUGAAAGUGCUUUAUUCAAUUAAAUGAACUCUAAUCGAAUCAUCCAUAUUUGACUGUCAAGUUUGUAUCCAUCUCUGUGCUAAUGAAGGAAAAUACGAUAUCUAAUAUAUUUAAUGUGCUGGGUCGUUAUGUGCGCUGCAUCCCUUAAUCUCCGAGCGGUGCAAGAGCUUCCAGAGAAAAAAACAGCAGAGUUUGAAUAUGUAAUUUAAUCAGGGAGAUUACAGCGAAGCCAGUGUUCUAGUGUCACCUGACAUGGUGGCGUUUUGGAGCUGAGAUUUGGCUGACACAGAUCUGACAUGAAGCUGACAUCAAUCUUUCCUUGUUGUAUGUUUGUCCGUGACGUUGCCUCUGUUGCCGGCUGAAUCCUCAGGGGGGUUAUACACCAUUGCAUUUAGCAGCUAUGCAGGGCCAUGAUGCUGUCAUUGAUCUCCUUGUGAGCACCUAUAAAGCAGACCCAAACAUUCGGGAUUAUACUGGGAAGAAAGCCAAGCACUACCUGCGGACAUCGGCUUCAAACAAAGCUCAACAACUGUUAUUGUCCCGCCGUCAAACACAGCCACCGAUCACUACGUCUAUAAGCGAAUCUUUCCUACGGACGGCAUCAUUCCGUAAGAGUCGUUCCAAAGCUUUGUCCUCUCUCAUGGGCUCCCAGCUCGGCCCUAUGAUCAGGAAAAGUUGGGAGGGAGACGGAGAUGGGGAUGUGUUCGAUUCGCGUAUCACACCACCAAACAGCUCCAAAACCUCCCCGCAAGUUCGCCGGAAGGGUUCGUUACAGCUUGCUGGUGAUCGCAGCUUGAUGCCCCCACCGUCUGGUCCGGUACGCAGGAAAAAGUCACGGUCGCGAAGCCGUGAGUCAAAUCCCGAAGGCAGCCAAUUUGCCAGAACGGGUUCUGACCCAAAUCUACGCUCCCAAGCGGCGAAGUCUGCCAUUUUAUGAGAUAGCAUGUAGCCAUGUAGGUGUAAUGGGGAUUACUGGGGACGUCGUGUUUUAGUCGCCUAGAAGAUAUAGCCUUGGAUGGAGAGCGACCUAUACUGCAAUAUAACUGUAUCAUCGACACUAGAAGGUCAGCUUGGUACAUUUCCCCGCACGAUGGCGAUUCGGGUCCAAGCCGAAUUAACCAUUAUUCUGUUGCAAUGAAUGUGUAUUACGUUUCCAUGAUUACUCAUUAAACGCCAUCGCAAAGAAAAGGAUCGAACAGUAGGAUGUAGCCGGAUAAGUUCCUUAUUAAUUCAAUCAGUUUUGCCAGUUUUGUCGCUGUGCUAUAUAGUGUUGUACUGUACAUGUAUAAAUCAAUGUUUACAGGAAAGUUAACAGUAAACAAGUAAUUUGUUAAUGCUAUUGUAAAUAGCAUUAAUUAACGGUCUUUGUAUUCAAUUUCUGCAGAAUGUUUCGCCGUGGUUGCAAUCACGCAAGGGACAUUCUUAGCCGUUGACCGUACACCAGUAUAUCGUGAACCGUAUCAGUUCUGUCAUCUGUUUAAGGCUUUCACAUGUGAAUGUACAUACCUCUUUAUUGGCAAUAUAAGGUACUUACUUUGCUCAAUAGGUUCUGUCAGUUUAACCAAAGCACCCUGUCCAGUUGUUCUUUCUUGUUCAUUAUCUACAUGUUUGGUAAGUUUAUUUUAUAAAUAUAUCCAAUGAAAACUUCAUCUAAUGUCUCGAAUUCGACGUUAAAAAGUCAAGAAGAUACAUUCUGUGUGAGGCGAUUAACUUGGAAAACACAGCUUAUAUAUAUAUAUAUAUAAUAAUUUUAAAGGUAUGAUUUUUGUGGAGUAUUACUGUAUGCAGCAAAUUUAUAGUUAUACAGGAGGUCUUGUGAGAUAUAUGAUAACCAGUCACAGGAUAUAUGUGCACAUUUAUUUUGGGAUAUCUCUAUUUCAUGUUGAAUUGUUAAGCUGAGUAACAUUUAAAUAUGUGUUAACUAAUACGCACGUUCAAAACAACUAAUAAAGUAUAUAUU
Messenger RNA from Liolophura sinensis, 2488 nucleotides. RefSeq lists its product as uncharacterized. The record is from RefSeq and is a predicted model, not a curated record. NCBI's taxonomy places the organism in Eukaryota, Metazoa, Mollusca, Polyplacophora, Chitonida, Chitonidae. Bases 929 to 1465 code for a protein of 178 amino acids. The transcript is spliced from 9 exons.